This is a messenger RNA of Coturnix japonica (Japanese quail), 3275 nucleotides long. Its product is annotated as antigen-presenting glycoprotein CD1d-like. Gene Ontology annotation, cellular component: external side of plasma membrane. Gene Ontology annotation, molecular function: exogenous lipid antigen binding; endogenous lipid antigen binding; lipopeptide binding. Lineage: Eukaryota; Metazoa; Chordata; Aves; Galliformes; Phasianidae. Gene Ontology annotation, biological process: antigen processing and presentation, endogenous lipid antigen via MHC class Ib; antigen processing and presentation, exogenous lipid antigen via MHC class Ib; immune response. The record is from RefSeq and is a predicted model, not a curated record.
CUCUUUGGGGUCACAAGGGGUCUUCAUGGGUCCCUAAGGGGCUCUGUUCUCACCAGGGGUCCCUGUGGGGCUCUGUGGGGUCCUUAUGGGUCAUUUGGGGAUCCCUAAGGAGCUCUAUGGGGUCUUUGGGCAUGAGGUGGCAGUAGAGACCGCGGAAAAGGCUUCUCCAGCGGGGUCGGCAAAGUUAAAACAAGGAUGGGUUUGGGGGGAGCCAAGUGACUCCUUGGGGGCUGACCUCAAAGUCACCUCGGGCAGGAUGGCUCCUGGGACAGGCUUAUAAGAGGAGGUGACACCCCCUUGUGCCAUCCCUAUGUGGAAACCCCACCAAGUUCAACCAGAGGCCAGAAAGAAUCCUUCUAGACCCAUAGCCUGGAUGCCUCAGCUCAACUCCUUGCAGAGGGCAUCUCAGGGACCUCCCUAAAACCUCAGCACCGACCCUAUUGGCUGCUGGGGCCAACCGGUGCCACCAGCGAGGCAAGAGCUGCCUUGAGAAGUGAGCAACCCCUCCAUCAUCCCACUGCAUCCGUGUGGAGCUGCACCAUACAGACGCCAUGCAGCCCCAUGCCAUCCUCCUCCUCCUCUUCUUCUUCCCUGGGAACUGGGCAGAGCCAGAGGGCUCCUACAUGCUCAAGCUUCUCCAUUUUGCCACCUUCCAAAACAGCACCUCCAUGCUUGUGGGAGGAGUGGGGCUCUUGGGGGACAUGGAACUGGGAUCUCUGGACAUCAGCACUGGGAAUAUCCACUACUACCAAGCCUGGCUGCACCCAGCCUUGCCAAAAGAAGACUGGGACGUCAUUGAAAGCUCCAUCAAGUCAUACGUGAGGGAUUUCAACAGGCUGGUGCAGAUGUAUGCCAUGAUGCCCUACCCUUUUGUCUUCCAGACCUCCGUGGGCUGUGAGCUCCAGUCCAACAGGACCGUCAGGACCUUCUUCAACAUCGCUUACGAGGGCCAGAAUUUCAUCCGCUUCUGCCUGGAUACAGGCACUUGGGAGCAGAUGCAACAUAACCAGUUGUCAGCCACAGCCGAGCAGCUGAUGGCCAAUGCCAGCACUCUCAAUGAGGUGAUCCAAGUGCUCCUCAACUACACCUGUGUGGAUGUUCUGAGGCUUUUCAUCCGGGCUGGGAAAGCAGAUCUGGAGAGACAAGUGCCCCCCAUCGCCGUGGUCUUUGCCCGCACUGCCGGCCCAGCACAGCUCCUGCUGGUUUGCCGUGUCACCAGCUUCUACCCGCGGCCCAUCACCGUCACCUGGCUGCGGGACGGCCGGGAGCUGCCCCCGAGCACCAGCACAGUGUUACCCAACGCCGACCUCACCUACCAGCUCCGCAGCACCCUGCUGGUGUCCCCCCGGGACGGGCACAGCUACGCCUGCCGCGUACAGCACCGCAGCCUGGGUGACCGCAGCCUCCUCGUCCCCUGGGGUAGGUUGUCCCCCUCGGGGGAUGCGGCUCCCGAGCCCCGUUUCCUCGGCACGAGGAGCAGGAGAGCUGACGGGCUGUUUGUUGUCAGAGCGCUCCAAGAGGGGACUGAGUGCGGGGAUCGGGGCCGUCUUGCUGCUGGCCGCGGCCGCCAUGGCCGCACUGUUGGUACGGAGAUACAGGAAGCGGCAGCGGAUGGACGAGGGGCGCAGCGUCCCACUGGCGGAGACCACGGCGGGGCGAUACGGGGGAUGCGGCCGCGGAACAGCCGGGGAGGGGAGGGGGCACGUCUGAGUGCUUCUCAGAACCCCCCAGUGCUCGUGGCGGCUCCCCCAGCCCCGAUAAAGGAACCCACCUGCCCACGAGUAACGAACCGCGACCUCCCGUCGGCACCUUCUGCGUUUUAUCGCCCAACCACCGCCUUUAUUAACCCCCUUCCGGAGAUAUUUGUACAAAUAUUUGUACAAACCCUCCCUCCAGCGACGCCCACCGACGGCGCUGGAUGCGCUGAGCUGCACUGAGCUCCCAAAGGAAGGCGGCGCUCAAACAUUACACGGAGGUGCGGGGCUGAUCGGGGUUUGAAGUAGGUUUCAAACCAAGCAGGUUUGAGGCGAACGGAGCACGGAAUAAACGGAUAAUUUGACCCACGGGUUACCCGGUUUGUGAGGAAAUCCCACUUUCUCUGUAGGCAUAACCGUGCUGUGGGGGCGAGGUGCUCCCAGGAGAUGGAGGCAGCACCCCGAUUACAGCCGGGGGAGGAACCCAUUGAACGAUUCCAGCUCUUCAAGUAGAGGAUCCCGACAGCGCCUCUGGACUUAUCUGGACUCAAGUGGACCAUAAAAUCUUUCCCCCACAAUUCCACCAGAAUUCUGCCCUGGAGAUUCCCAGUCUUGAAUAAUUUCCUGCUGAAUUCUCUGUAACAUUCAAGACCUCACUGCAUAACGAAAAGUUUCCCAUAGGCCUGGCAGCCUUCACGCCCUGCCAUGAGAGGCAAGAUGUAUGGUUACCUACCGCUGUAGAGACUGCAGGAGGGAUCGUGACAUCUCUAUCAGGCUUUAGAGGAGACAAGAGACUGCCCGGUGGCGCAGUGGUAGGAAUUGCCGCCUUUCAGUACCGGGACCCAGGGUUCGAAUCCCCCCUGUGGCGCAAGUGUCGCUCUGCAACACCGAGGCUCGAAUCCUGGGGGUUGGACUUGAUGAUCUCUAAGGUCCCUUCCAACCCGCACAAGACUAUUACUAUUACAAGAGGGAGAGAUCUGCAGUCUCUAUUUCCGCAGGCAGUUUUCUCUUGGUACAGGGCAAUCAUGCAUCACAUUCCCUUGGGGUCCUUGGUCCAUCCCAGCAUAUGGGCCGUCCCGAUGCACAAGCACAGCAAUUGCUACAGUUGAGACUCUGGACAGUGUACUUAAUCCAUUCUACCCAGGCAUUAACAUCCCCAUGUCCUGUUUUGAUUUCAAAUGUUUGUCUAAGAUCUUUUAUCUUCUUAGCUGUCACCAUUGCAGGGUUUUUAGGAAGAUUUUCUAACCCCUUUUUAAGCUCUUCCCUAUUCUGGACAUUCUGGGUGUUUUCACAGAGUGUAUCCCACACAGCUACCUGAAGUCUCGCUGUUGAAUCCUUUCCAUACAUAUCUUCCCCCAGACCAAAAGUGGUAUUAACAAUGCUAUCAGUCUUGUUCAUUGUUAUUUUUACUGGGUUACACUGCAGCGGUUUGCAGUCUGGCUGGACAACUCCCUUAUGUGCUCAAGAAGUAUCAGAUAUUUGUCAUGGUUUAAUAAUUUUGUAAAUUUACUUUCAGUAUUCCACAUCAUAACAUCAUAUAAAGCAUGAAUAAUUUUACUGAAUCUGCAACUUCCAGAAGAA